AAAAGUCUCUGGGCUACUUUCCGUCUCCAUCAAUUUUCGAUCUAUCUCAAGGUGUCCAUUGUUAAGGUUUCUCUAUUGGCGAAGAAGAUAGUUUCUGCUUCAAUGACGACGAAUGUGGAUUACCGGAGAAAGUUACUAGCACUUAAGGAACUGGAAGCUAAAGUAAAGCAAGCACGAGACGAAUUGCGGUCCAGAAAGAAGGAAUAUGAGAAAACCGAAGAUGAUUUGAAGUCCUUCCAAAGUUCAGGACAGAUUGUAGGCGAAGUUCUGUCGCAGCUCGAUGAUGGACGGGUGUUAGUGAAGGCAAGUAGUGGCCCUCGGUAUGUGGUAGGCUGUCGCAGUAAAAUCCCCAGAGAAAAACUUACAUCGGGCACUCGCGUAGUUUUGGAUAUCACUACUUUGACCAUCAUGAGGCCUCUUCCAAGAGAAGUUGAUCCAGUUGUGUAUAAUAUGCUUCAAGAAGAUCCAGGUAAUGUUAGCUACUCUGCUGUGGGAGGUCUAUCCGAUCAGAUACGAGAUCUUAGGGAAUCUAUAGAACUGCCUUUGAUGAAUCCUGAGCUCUUCCUUAGAGUGGGGAUCAAACCUCCCAAGGGUGUUCUUCUCUACGGACCUCCGGGAACAGGAAAGACAUUACUGGCUAGAGCAAUUGCCAGCAAUAUAGAUGCUAAUUUUUUGAAGGUUGUAUCAAGCACAAUUGUUGAUAAAUACAUUGGCGAGAGUGCGAGAAUGAUAAGGGAAAUGUUUAAUUACGCUCGUGAUCACCAGCCGUGUAUCAUUUUUAUGGACGAGAUCGAUGCUAUUGGUGGAGCGCGUUUGAGUGAGGGGACCAGUUCAGACAGAGAAGUGCAGAGAACACUCAUGGAGUUGCUUAACCAGUUAGACGGAUUUGAUCAGCUUGGCAAGGUUAAAAUCAUAAUGGCAACCAAUAGACCUGAUACUUUAGAUUCUGCACUCCUGCGCCCUGGGCGUCUAGACCGAAAGAUAGAGAUUCCAUUGCCUAAUGAACAGUCGAGAAUGGAAAUUCUUAAAAUCCAUGCUGCUGGGAUAGCCAAGCAUGGGGAAAUUGAUUAUGAGGCAAUUGUCAGGCUUGCUGAGGGCUUUAAUGGGGCUGAUCUACGGAACAUAUGUACUGAAGCUGGAAUGUUUGCCAUACGUGCUGAACGGGAUUAUGUUGUUCAAGAAGAUUUCAUGAAGGCUGUCAGAAAAUUAAACGAUGCCAAGAAGCUCGAGUCCAGGGCUCACUACAAUUUUGGGAAAGAAAACUGAUGCCGUUCAAUGACGGUCACAUAUAUACUAAAGUAAUUUUCCGAUCGGUAGUGGAGGAGGCACACAAUGCAGUCUACUAAUCUGAGGUUGAUUCGAUAUGCUAUAUGAAUAUGAUUGUAACAGUAACUUUUGUUGCUGAAAUAUUAUUGUAAUGAGUGUUGUUGGUUGGAAAUUUUCGCAACCUUUUCAUAUUCAGGCAUUGGCCGGGCAUACUCCCAAGUAAAUA
Messenger RNA from Rosa rugosa (rugosa rose), 1492 nucleotides. Its product is annotated as 26S proteasome regulatory subunit S10B homolog B-like. NCBI's taxonomy places the organism in Eukaryota, Viridiplantae, Streptophyta, Magnoliopsida, Rosales, Rosaceae. The record is from RefSeq and is a predicted model, not a curated record. Gene Ontology annotation, molecular function: ATP hydrolysis activity; ATP binding; proteasome-activating activity. Gene Ontology annotation, biological process: positive regulation of RNA polymerase II transcription preinitiation complex assembly. Gene Ontology annotation, cellular component: cytosolic proteasome complex; proteasome regulatory particle, base subcomplex. Bases 103 to 1266 code for a protein of 387 amino acids. The transcript has 10 exons.